AUGCAGGCCGAUGACAGCCCUCUGUGCGCCGAAACUGUUAGUGUCUUAACUCGGCCAUGGAGGCAUCGCCAAGCAUGCAGCACUGCACCGCCCCUUCGAGCGCUGACGACGGCGCCAUCGCUCGCUGCUUAGUUUGCUUCUCUCUUCUUGUUUAUACCCCACCAAUGUCGUUCUCUUUGACGUUCUAAGCACUGUCGUCGUAUCUGUUGUCUUGCAUUUGUCUUGUCGACCCCUGUAGCCGGGAUGCACAUCCUCUCCGCGCUCUCGUCGGUCCUCGCCCUCGCCACAGCUGCCGCCGCCUCAUCCUCGCACCGCGCUCCGCUGCGCACCAUCCAGUACGCCACCGACGCGGAUAUCCUGACCCCCAACCACCGCGUGACCGCCGUCUCGUCGUUCGACCUCGCCUUCACCGUCGGCAGCCAGCGCUUCCGCCUCAGCCUCGAGCCCAACCACGACCUCUUCGUCGAUGGCGGCCGCGUGACCCACCUCGCCGCCGACGGCAGCGUGCACGCCCAGGUCCCGAUCGACCGCCACCAGCACCGCGUGUUCAAGGGGACGGCGUCGCUGCUGCGCGGCAGCCGCUGGCAUGAAGUCGGCUGGGCGCGCAUCGGGAUGCGGCAGGACGGGCUGCAGCCGCUGUUCGAGGGCUCGUUUGUGCUGAACCACGACCACCACCACAUCAAGCUGGCCAGCAGCUAUGCCGCGACGCGGGUCGCGGGGGACCCGGAGGCGGAGACUAGCGACGCGGAGACGAUGGUGGUGUUCCGCGACAGCGACAUGGGCAUGGCGCCGCACGCCGACCACGACGAGCUGCGGAAGCGCGCGGGCGUGCACGGCCAGGCGUGUGGCAGCGACCAGCUGGGCUUCAACACGCAGGAAGACCACCCGGUGUUUGCGGGCAUGCGCGCGCGCGACAUGAGCCGGGCGUCGAUGCCGAUUGAGCGGCUGUUUGGGCGGCAGCUCGACAACCAGCCGGGGUCGGGCGGCGCGGGCGUGAAUCUGGUCAGCACCAUUGGCAGCACGCAGGGCUGUCCGACCACGCGCAAGGUGGCGCUGGUGGGCGUGGCCGCCGACUGCACGUAUAUCCAGUCGUUCAACCGCGACCGCAACCAGACGCAGCAGAACAUCAUCGAGCAGAUUAAUCUUGCGUCGGAGCUGUUUGAGAGCACCUUCCAGAUCUCGCUGGGUCUGGCCAAUGUCGUUAUUACGGACCCGGACUGCCCGGCGACGGCCCAGCAGUCGACGCCCUGGAACCAGGCCUGCAGCGACAGCGUUAAUAUUCAGGCCCGUCUGAAUCUGUUCUCCAGCUGGCGCGGCCAGCAGCAAGAUACCUACUCGCACUGGACCCUGCUCUCGACCUGCAAUACUGAUACUGCCGUCGGCCUCGCCUGGCUUGGACAGGCCUGCGUGCAGGGCUCGCAGCAGAACGGCGGCAGCAGCAGCGAAACCGUCGCCGGCGCCAACGUCGUCAUCCGCACCGCCACCGAAUGGCAGGUCAUCGCGCACGAGACCGGCCACACCUACGGCGCCGUCCACGACUGCACCUCGCAGUCCUGCGCCGACUCCAACACCGUCAACUCCCAGCAGUGCUGCCCCCUGUCCUCCUCGCAGUGCAACGCCGGCGCGCAGUUCAUCAUGAACCCGUCGACCGCGCAGGGCAUCACGCGCUUCUCGCCGUGCUCCAUCGGCAACAUCUGCUCCGCGCUGCAGCGCAACAGCGUCGAAUCCUCCUGCCUGACCAACAACCGCGGCAUCACCACCAUCGGCGAGCCCGUGUGCGGCAACGGCAUCGUCGAGGAGGGCGAGGACUGCGACUGCGGCGGCACCAGCCAGUGCGGCGAUAAUAGCUGCUGCAACCCAAACACCUGCCGCUUCAUCAACAACGCCGUCUGCGACGACUCCAACGAAGACUGCUGCCGCAACUGCCAGUACGCAAACAGCACCGUCGUGUGCCGCGCCUCCCAGGGCCCCUGCGAUCCCCAGGAGACCUGCAACGGCACGAGCCCGUACUGCCCCGCGGACACGUGGGAAGCCGCGGGCACCUCGUGUGGCGAGAAUCUGCAGUGCGCGUCCGGCCAGUGCACGAGUCGCGACCAGCAGUGCAAGACGCUCAUGGGGUCGUACACCCAGGGCAACGAGACGUAUGCGUGCGACACGCGCAGCUGCACGCUGUCGUGCCAGAGCCCCAGGUUCGGCGAUACGUGUUACGGGCUGCAGCAGAAUUUCCUGGAUGGCACGGUGUGCGCCGGCGGGCAUUGCACGAAUGGCCGCUGCGACGGCAACGUCGGCACCGAAAUAAAAUCCUGGAUCGACGAACACCUCUCCCUCGUCAUCGGGCUCGCCGCCGGUCUCGGCGGCGCCCUGGUUCUGUGCAUCCUAUGCUGCUGCUGGCGCUCGUACCGCCGCCGCCGGAGCCGCGCCAAGUACGCGGCGGCGGCUGCGGCGGCGGGUGCGGGGAGGGGCAGGAGGGGGCCGCCGCCACCGAUGGGCGGGUAUCCGCAGGGGGGGUACGGGCAGGUCGGGCAGCAGGGGAGCUAUCCCCAAGGGGCGUUUCCGCAAGGGCAGGGGCAGCAGUGGCAGGGUAAUCCGGUGCCGAUGCCGCCGCCGCUGCAGGCGAGGAAUAGUAUGCGGUAUGCGUAGAUGUAGUCGUGGUCGUACGCAUCGCAUUGGGCUGGUUGUUUUCUUUUGUUUGUUUGUUUGUUGUUUAGCGGGUGUUGUAGAGAGAGGAUA
This is a messenger RNA of Boeremia exigua, 2730 nucleotides long. RefSeq names its product ADAM 8 precursor. Lineage: Eukaryota; Fungi; Ascomycota; Dothideomycetes; Pleosporales; Didymellaceae. The record is from RefSeq and is a predicted model, not a curated record. Gene Ontology annotation, molecular function: metalloendopeptidase activity. Bases 244 to 2640 code for a protein of 798 amino acids. The transcript is spliced from 3 exons. Gene Ontology annotation, biological process: proteolysis.